UAUAAUUUGGAUUUGUAUCGAUACACACCACUUUCAAUCCAAAAUACUGCUUCAUCAAUCAUCAAGAUGGGAAACGUUUUACCUUCUUUCAAAGUUCUUUUAUCGGCAAUCACAGGAAGCAAAUAUUCAAAUGCAGGACCAAAGAGUCGAAACGAUGGCAGCUUUGAGAAGGAGACUAAAGUCGUUUGUCAAACUACUCGUAACAGUUGGCCUGCAUACAAAACAGCCGCACGUCAUCUGAAGGGUAUAUUGUCUCGAUCAGCAAUUUUAUUUGAGAAGGACUCGCAUAAACAACAGAUGUUGGUUAAAGCGCAACAAGAAUUAUCGCGUCAAAACGUAUAUAUCUAUUGUACCAAAGAUGAUGCAAAAUUGUUGAAAAGUAAAAUGGAGAUCAAUGAAAUAACAUAUGGCACUGACCAAACACCACUGAUUGUUCUACAAGCAUCAUCUGAUAUUAAAACGUUUGGCAGUACAAAAGGAAGCGAAGCACAGAGUUGGUCUAUUCAUCUUAAAGAUCCUCCCAGAGAGGAUUUAUUCAAAGAAGGGAUACGUGAAGACGAUAUUUGGUCGGCGUUCAACGAUAUUAUUGAACGAUAUGCCUUCCAUGUUGCAUCCGACUUCCUCAAGGAUAUUAACACUUGUACAGACAGUCUCGUUGAUGAAGGACGCAUUCAAGAGAGGCGUUAUGGCCUAAUUCAGGAAAUUGAGGCUCUUUACCAGAGAAGUUUAAUCCCAGAGGAUGAGAAAGUAGUUUUUGCUCAGGGACCGAUGCUGAAUGUUUCGCACGAGGUGUUAAUGGAUCUUCAAGACAUACCUGGUGUCAUUGCAACAGAGGUUCGAACGAACGAACUAAUUAUUGACAUUAGUUCAUCCAUGCAAAACACCAAAGGCUUAUCAGCUCAAAUAGAUUCAUGUCUUCAACGCAAUUCAAAAAAGAUUGAGUAUAAAAUACAAACAUUCAGUUUGAAGCCUUUUGCUAGUUACAUGUGCGGCCAAAAAGUGUCUGCCGCUGACGGCAUAAAGUUUGGUACUCUUGGUGGGUUUUUUGAGAGCAAAGGAAACCGCAUCCAUGCCGUUCUUUCUAAACAUGUUGUUGAACAAUUACAAUCGGAAAUGAUAGUUUUAAACAACAAAGAAAUUUGUGAAAUCCCACCAGUUGUUCACGAUCAUCCAGAUAUUGCCAUUGCGAAUGUGUUGGAGAAAUUUAAUGCUCAAUGUCAAACUCUAUUUCCCAACGAUGAUUUCAAGUUUGUCCCCGGGAAGUUAUGGUUAAAAGGAGUUACUUCUUUAGUCGGGCUUGACGUUUUUAUUUGGGGUGCCACUUCAAGGCCCGGUUAUGGACUUAUUAAAUCAACAGUCUGUUACUUGCAAAUGGAUCACUUUGUAAUAACGGAUUCUACUGACACACCGUUUUGUAAGGAGGGCGACAGUGGUGCGAUUGUAUGUGCAGAACAGCGAGAAGGAGGCUAUAUCUAUAUAGUAGCUAUGGUUAUAGGUGAAUAUAAGAAAAAGAAAGAUACACCUUCACAGUAUUUGGCUUUGCCAUUGAAAGAAGGCCUUGAAAAAUUACGCGAAGAGUAUGGUGUUGAUUUUUCUAUCCUGGGUUGAUCCGAAAUCUAAUUUGCAUGUUGUUUUUACAGAUAAAAGUUGACUAUGUAUGUAUACUUGUGUAUCGAACUUAAUCACCGUUUACAUUAAAUAUGCCCUAUUACUUCCGAAUAAGAUUUGCCAUAUUUAAUACAAUUGUUUAAAUUUACCAAAAAUAAAUGUGAAAAUCAAUGGUUCUCAUGAAGGAUACUGUGUUUAAUUUGAAAGAAAGGUGCAGAAAACACGGAAUUUCUACUUUAUGAGACGAUAGUAGAUGACAGUAAAUCUUUUGCAUUCACCAAUCAUUUAAUAUUGUUCCGUUUUCAGCUGUAUUACACGGUUGUAAGCUUGUUAGUAAUUAAUAUUUUCCAUAAAUGCAGUAUUUAGGUAGUAGUUAAAAGUUUAUCACUCAGAAUUUAUGUUUGUUAUACAUGUUUAUGUAUUGAUUUUGAAUAAGAGUGUCAC
This is a messenger RNA of Mya arenaria, 2052 nucleotides long. RefSeq lists its product as uncharacterized. The transcript has 4 exons. The record is from RefSeq and is a predicted model, not a curated record. Bases 67 to 1608 code for a protein of 513 amino acids. Lineage: Eukaryota; Metazoa; Mollusca; Bivalvia; Myida; Myidae.